Molecule: messenger RNA, 1267 nt
Organism: Alternaria rosae
Lineage: Eukaryota; Fungi; Ascomycota; Dothideomycetes; Pleosporales; Pleosporaceae
Product: thiamine pyrophosphokinase
Exons: 1
Coding region: 195-1139 (314 amino acids)
Molecular function (GO): 8-oxo-dGDP phosphatase activity
Source: RefSeq, a predicted model, not a curated record
CAUAAUCCACCUCGUCUGUCCAUGGAAAGAACGUUCGGAGGCACGGACGAAGCUCAACAUGGUUGUUGCUGUUUCGAGACCCCGCCCCCACCCAAGCUUGUGUGGGUAAGCGUGUGACGCAGCUCAUAAACACCCAGCUGGCGCAGCACUUUCACUGACAUACCCAAAAUACACACCCUCCUCACUUAUACACAAUGUCUCUCACGAACCUCGAUCUCAUAAACCAAUGCGACGGCUUCCCGUAUCCCGACGUCAACUCAGAAACAUACGUCGCGUCCAUCAAUACGUAUUACCAAUUGCGCGUCUCAGGCCACAACUAUGCGCUGGGUUAUAUGCUCCCAUCAGUCGUCGAGGUUUUCCGCGGAGUGCCUGGCUGGGAAAUCGAUGACGAUGCUCGCAUUCUUCACCUUGCAGCCGGAUCCAACGCAGACGAGCGAUCGAAAGUGGUAGAAACCACGCUGUUGGCUAUGCGACAGACAGGCCACUUCAAAGUGUUGGACAAGUGGCGGAAUGAACUGUAUGCUGUGUAUGGGCUGGGGAAGGAGCUGUUGUUCAAUGUGGAAAGGAGUGCUAGUUGCCUGUUUGGCGUCGUUACCUAUGGUGUGCAUCUUACGGCAUUUACAAGGAAAGACGGGGACUUAAAGAUCUGGACGCCGAGAAGGGCCCGAACAAAGCAAACGUACGGAGGCAUGCUUGAUAAUGCGGUCGCAGGCGGCAUCGCAUCAGGUGAGUCGCCGUUUGAGAGCCUCGUGAGGGAAUGUGGAGAGGAAGCUUCGCUUGAUGAAGAGUUCGUACGGGCGAAUGCGAAGGCGUGCGGCACAGUCACAUACUGGUAUAUCCGAGACGAGAGGGCUGGAGGAGAGACGAACCUGAUGCAGCCCGAAGUUCAAUAUGUCUACGAUCUCGAGCUCCCCGAAAACGCAAUCCCGAAGCCAGGCGAUGACGAGGUCGAAGAGUUUUACUUGUGGAGUGUGGAGGAGGUGCAAGAAGGGAUGAGGAAGGGCGAGUUCAAGCCGAACUGCGCGUUGGUGGUGCUCGACUUUCUGGUACGCCACGGUAUUCUGACGACAGAGAAUGAGCGCGACUACAUUGAAAUUGUGAGUCGACUGCACAGGAAGCUAGAGUUCCCUACACUGUGAAGAAGAGAACAGAAACGUGAUAUUCCCGCGCAAGAGCGACAAGUAAAUCUAUCAAGUCCUUUGGGGGUAUACAGACGCCGUGCCGAAACUUUUAGACCAGAUGAUACCAAUACCAAGACAAUGCUACC